CAUUUACAUGUACAUUUGGGUUGUGCUUCUGUAUGAAAUCCUCCUCCUCUAUCUUUUACACAAGGCUGCAGGACAAAAAAAGCUGCUAUGGGCUCCAUGGAAGAAGAACACACAUGCCCCAUGUGUCGUGACCUGUUUGGUCGAUCUCACCCCUUUCCCUGCGGCCACAGCUUUUGCCUGGCCUGUGCGCAAGAGUCCUGGCGCCAGAGUGCCGGCUGUGGCACGCGAAGAUUUGUAUGCCCACAAUGCCUGGAGGAGCAGGGAGUGGUGGUAUGUGACUGCUGUCCAGAAGACAAAGGUGAUGAGGCCCAAGCUGCAGUGAAGACCUGCUUGCGAUGUGAGGUCUCUCUGUGUGAGCAGCAUCUGCAGCCACACCUGCUGCGUCCUGCUUAUAGCACUCACCUGCUGGUGGAGCCAUUGAUGAACGUAUCCCACCGCAGGUGCCCUGCCCAUUGGGAGAUAUUCCGGUAUUACUGCAUGGAUGAUAGGGAGUAUGUCUGCUCAGACUGCAUUUUGGAAGGACGACAUGCUCAACACCAGGUCAAAGGGGUGAGAAAAGUCGAGGAGGAAUACAAAGUCAAAUUACAGAGCCUGUUUGAGAAAGCAGAAGAGAAAGUAAAGCAAGGUGAAAUGAUGCUUCAAGAACAUCAGAAUGCUUGUCGCAGCAUACUAGAGGACUCUGCUGUGAGUGAUGUCUCCCAGGUUUUACAGAUGGGCUCAGCCCUGCAGGCUCAGGUGGGCCGACUAGUGUCAGCCGUGAUAAACAUCACGGAACAGGAGAGACAGCAGGCCAUGGAGAGGGUGCAGGAAGACUGCAGCAGGAUGAGAGAAGAUCUGAACCAAACUGAGAGCAUCCACUGCUUUCUUGGCUCCCUGCUGGACGAGAGUGAUCCCUUCCUGCUAAUCUGGGCAUUCCAGACAGAGGAUUCGCAGAUGAUGGCAGAUCUCAACUCACCUCUGUUCACACCACCUCAGCCCAGCAUGGAUAAGAAACGUGUCUUAGAGAAUGUGGAAAAUAAAUAUAGAGAAUUCAUAGCUGAGACCCUGCGCAGCCUAAUUGAACUCAAGAGAGAUCUCUUAAGCAGUCCAUUAACCUUGGACAAAAACUCAGCCCAACCUCUCUUAAAUAUUUCUGAAGACCUACGGACAGUGAUGAGGGUCAAAACCCGCUUGCCUGUCCCUGAGCAUCCUGACCGCUUUGACCACUGGUCUCAGGUGGUCUCCUGUCAGAUAUUUUCUUCAGGAACCCAUUACUGGGAGCUGGAGGUGGAGGGUUUCUGGGAUAUAGCAGUGACCUACCACAGCAUUAGGAGGAAAUCAAAAGAGGGCACAGCCUUUGGCUGCAACAAGAUAUCCUGGAGCCUGACACAGCAGCAUGACAGGAAACUUGCUGCCUGGCAUAACCGAAAGAAAACCCAUCUCUCCGCAAAAAUGUCUGGCAACCAUUUGGCAGUCACUCUGGACUAUGAUUCUGGCUCCAUCACCUUUUCAGAAGUAGGAUCGUCAUCCACCCUGCUCCCUCUGCACAGUUUCAGCACCAGAUUCACCCAGCCCGUCUGCCUAGGCUUUGGCCUCUACAAACCAGAGCUGAACAGCAGGGUCACCAUCCUCAAGAAAAUAUGACUACAUUUACAGCUCAGAUUUGGGAGAAAACAGG
Sinocyclocheilus grahami is the source of this 1657-nucleotide messenger RNA. It is a transcript of the gene trim110, whose product is annotated as tripartite motif containing 110. The record is from RefSeq and is a predicted model, not a curated record. Gene Ontology annotation, molecular function: protein binding; zinc ion binding. The coding region runs from base 88 to 1623 and encodes 511 amino acids. The transcript is spliced from 8 exons. Lineage: Eukaryota; Metazoa; Chordata; Actinopteri; Cypriniformes; Cyprinidae.